AUGCAGAAAUUUCACCAAAGUGCUCUUGUUGAGAGGCACAGAUUUUACGGCAAACAUCAAGGCUUCAGCACUGCCCGACGUGACAGAUCCUGUUCUCGCCGCACGGUCACGUGCAUGUUCUGUGGUCCAAAAGUCGCCUCGGUCCCGCUCUCGAGUUUUCUCGGGCUGAGGGGUGGGACGGACGGAGGGUUGAGGCCCGAACUCGCCCCAGAGGACCUGGGCGCUGCCCCUGGAGCAGAGGGCGGUGGCGGCAACGGCACGCUCUACGGCGUGAUUGGUGGCUUGGCAGCUCGUUCCAGUUCCAUGUUGAACCUUUCGGCCUCGGACUCACUUAAUCACAGGCUGAAACUGGGGGCGGAUGUUUUCAGACUUCCGACUAGAUUCAACCACGCCCCUGACGAAGGUGGCAUUGCGGGAGUCGCGGCUUUGGCCGGUGGUGCCUACUACUUCAUGUCUGGAGGAGAGAAGAAGAAGGCCUGCAUGCGCUUCCGGAGCUUCAGCUUUGGUGCUUGGGACACUAGGAGUGAUCAACAGAUUCUGAGGCGUGCACACCACCCCUCCCGCACCCCCCCAGCGAUCGCUCACAGUCUUCCAUCCCCCAAUCCACUUUUAUCCCACAUUGAUCAUCUCUCGGCGGCAGAAGAAGUCGAAGCGUGCUGUCGGCGUGGAGCAGGCGAGAGGAGAUGGUUAGACAAACUUCAUGCUAUGUUUUUUUGA
Molecule: messenger RNA, 717 nt
Organism: Symbiodinium natans
Lineage: Eukaryota; Dinophyceae; Suessiales; Symbiodiniaceae
Source: the annotation of a GenBank genome assembly